GAGCGGAAAUGGAACAAGAACGAGCGGCAGCGGUUCCGCGAGGAAGCCGAGAUGCUCAAGGGUCUUCAGCAUCCCAACAUUGUGCGCUUCUAUGACUACUGGGAAGUGCACAGCCCAAAACGGAGAUGCAUUGUCCUUGUGACGGAACUCAUGACUUCCGGGACACUCAAACAGUAUCUGCGUCGACUACGCAAAGUAAACCUGAAGGUGCUAAAGAGCUGGUGCCGGCAGAUUCUAAAAGGUCUCCAAUUCCUUCACUCUCGUUCCCCUCCUAUCAUUCACCGAGAUCUCAAGUGUGACAACAUCUUCGUCACUGGAACUACCGGAUCUGUCAAGAUAGGAGAUUUGGGGCUAGCUACUUUGAAGAACAGAUCCUGUGCCAAAUCUGUUAUUGGUACUCCGGAGUUCAUGGCACCUGAAGUGUAUGAGGAGCACUACGAUGAGAUGGUGGAUGUAUACGCCUUUGGCAUGUGCAUGAUGGAGAUGGCCACAUUGGAGUACCCCUACAAUGAAUGCUCCGGACCUGCCCAGAUUUACAAGAAAGUGACAACUGGUGUACGGCCACAAAGCUUCUUCAAGAUCGAGGAUGAAGAUGUGAAAUAUAUCAUAGAUUGGUGCACAAGAUUACACAAUGAGGAGAGACCAACUGUGAAAGAUCUUUUAAACCAUGAAUUCUUCCAAGAAGACACAGGCAUCAAAGUUGACCUGUGUAAUAAAGAAGAAGCUGUUGCCUCGGAUUCAGGAAAAGUUGUGCUUAGGUUACGAGUAGUUGAUGCAAAGAAGAGAAAAGAUAAGCAUAAAGAGAAUGAAGCUAUUCAGUUUGACUUUGACAUAAAUAAUGAUAACCCAGACAAGAUUGCUGAAGGCAUGGUUAAAAUGGGGAUGAUCUUAGAGGAAGAUGAGAGGUCUGUGGCCAAGAUGAUCCAGACACAAAUCCAGAAUAUCACUCGGGAGCGCGAGGAGAGGCGCAAGAAGGAAAACAUGGAAAAGGAGAAACAGCAACUGGAAGAACAGCAAAUGCAGAUGCAACAGCAACAACCACAAGCACAAACACAGCAACCACAACAGCCACCACAGCAGCAGCCACAGCAACCUCAGCAACAACCACAGCAACAACAGCAGCAACCACAACAACCCACACUACAACACCAGACUUCACUUCCACAACAGACCCCGCAAGUGCAACAGACAACACAGCAACAGGCACAACCAAUACCUGUGGAGCAGCAGCAGCCACAGCAGAGUCAACAAGCACAACAGCAGGCAACACAACAGCCACAGCAGCAGAGUCAGCCACAACAACAGCAAACUCAGCAACAGACAACUCAGCAGGAUGGCCAGACACAGAAGACUACGGAAUCGAUUAUCUCCGGAGAACAGCAACAAGGGGAUGGGGUUCGAGAAUCUGGGUAUUACACCCUCACAGCUGGAACUGAGGGACAACAGACCAUUACACAGGAUGGACAGUUUUAUGGUGGAAACUACAGAUAUGGUAGCUACCAGAGCAGUUCCUCACAAUACCAACCUGUGAGCGCUGCCUACCAGCAGCCCCAGUACCAGCAGGCCCUCAGCACUACUGGUUCAUCUGUCUCACAGGCCUACCUGACCACAACUGCUUACCAGCCAGUGCCGCAGCCACAGCCGCAGCAACAGCCACCUCAGCAGCAGCCACCUCAGCAACCAGCACAACAGCCACAACAGCCACCACCACAACAAACACAGCAGCAUCCACCUCCCCAAUCCACUCAACCACAGGUAGAUCAGCAGCAACCACAGCCCCCACCACAGCCACAACAGCAGCCAGAAUAUUACAGUCAGAUUAGUUCACAGGUUGGGACUGGGAGCCAGGCUCCCUUGAUGACCUCCCAGCACCCCAUGGUUAUACCACAGUCCCAGGUGCUUUCCUCACAAGGUGUUAUAAUUGGUUCACCACCUGUGGUGAUUGCCUCUCAGCCCAUGGCAGUGCUUAGCCACCCUCUAGUCAUGGCAUCUGUACCCAUGGUAGUUUCUUCUAUCCCCUCUGGUGUGAUGUCACAGCAGCAUAUUUCUCAGCCAACUGUACCUGUCAUGUCUCAACCCACUGGCCUGACAUCGCAGCAGCCAGUGAUGUCCACCCAACAUGUACUUCCUCCUCCAUCUGCUGGACAAGCACUGCAGGCACAGCCUGUGUCACAGCCACAGCCGCAGGGGAUGCCGUCCCAAGCUGCUGCUGGCUCAGAGACACAGCCAGUCAUAGCUCAGCCAAUGGUUGUCCCACAACCAAUGGUUCCACCUCAACCACUAGUUGCUUCACAGUCAGUGGUUACCUCACAGCCACUGGUUGCUUCACAACCAUUAGUAGCCUCUCAACCACUUGUUGCUUCACAGUCAAUGGUUACUUCACAACCACUAGUUGCAUCACAGCCACUAGUUGCUUCACAACCCCUUGUUGCGUCUCAACCUUUGGUGGCUUCACAGUCACUUGCUGCUUCACAGCAGUUGUUAUCUUCUCAGCCUGUCGGAAUGCCACAAACCCUUGGGGGAACUCCCCUAGUGGUUUCAGUGCCACAGGUCACGGCAGUAGUUGCACCCACAGAGCACACUCUGAGCUCUACAGCAGCAAGUGGGGCAAGUGGGAUAAGCCUGCCCAGCAGCUCAACGCAGUUGGUGCAGCCAACCAGCCUUGUGCCACCCUUGUCAUCGGCUGUGCUUGUCCAGCCAGCAGUGUCAGCAUCAGUGUCUGAGGUGACCUCAACAAUGCAGCCCAGUGCAGUGCAGGCACAGCCAGAGGAUGCACCCUAUCACUUACCAGUUACAGCCUCUCAGCCUACAGUGAUUACCACACAGGCUGACUCUACGCAAAGGAUAGGAUCUUCUGAACCAAGUGUAACAGUGAUUCAGCAGGGGACAUCGGCAUCACAAGUUGCAGCAUCUGGUUCUAUGCCAGGAGUCCCUGCCUCCCAGCCAGUUGUUCUACAAUGUCAGCCUUCCGUGGUGCCAUCACUGCCAGGAGUUGUGCCUUCAAUAACACCUUUUGGAGCAUCCCAGCCAGCCUCUGCGGUGGUCAGCGAAGCGAGCCAGCUGGAGAGUUCUCCUUCACCACAGAUCCUCGCAGACACCUACUCACACCUCCUCAAUGACAGGCCUGGUGGCGUUGGUCUGGAGACGCAAGCCAUCUCCAACAACUCCCUCACCAGCAACAACACCUCCUCCACCAUCACCACCACCAUGUCCUCCUCCUCCAACAACACCACCAUCACAUCCUCCACUCACCCUCCAUUUGACCCCAGCGCCGCCUCCGAGUCGGAGUGCAGCGAGCACCCGGCUGAUGGCUCCUCCAGCCGCCACCACAUGGAGCGCAAGAAGAUUCGCAAGAAGAAGACACUCGACCGCUUCCCCAAACUAACUGUCCUGAGCGUGACGGAAACCAUGGUCGAGUGUCAGCUAGAGACUAUAAAGCAGAAGACCAUCACCUUCAAGUUUGACAUAACUGAUAAUGACCCUCAAGAUGUAGCCAACAAACUGGUAAUGACUAAUCUCCUACCUGUAAACCAUGCUGAAGUUGUGAUCAAUUACAUAGAAGACAUCAUCAGACAGCUUCAGGCCAACCCCAAUGUUCUCCCAGUCGUGUCCACUCCAGGGCUCGACUCCAGAAGUCAGCAUCACUCACAGGAUGGCCACACACGCUCCCCCUCGGCCUCUCGACGCCACAGGGACGAUCCUGAAGCACGGGCUCGCUACCUGGCCAGGAAGCUGAGUCGGUCCUCCCCUAAACGGCGACGACGACACAGCUCACACCGAGAGGAGGGAGGUGGGGACAGUGCCCCAGGAACCCCAAGCAAGCAGGUUGAAGGAAGGGAAUCAUCCCCUCAAGUGCAGACAAGCCCUGUGCGGCAGCCACAACCCACUCAGACACAACAGGAACAACAGCAGCAACAGCAGACUCAGCAGACUCCUCAGCAGCAGCAGGCAGUAGUUACUCCAGCCGCAGUGUGUGCUCCACAGCAGUCAGCCACUUCGACUCAGCCUGCACCACAGCAGCCACAAACUAAGGGCAGUAUUCACGAAAGAUCACAGGCUCAGAAAUUUGUUCUUAGAUUUGUCAAAGAAAGUUCUCAGACCUGUUGUGAUUUCUACCCAAGUGUUGAAUAA
Molecule: messenger RNA, 4131 nt
Organism: Penaeus vannamei (Pacific white shrimp)
Lineage: Eukaryota; Metazoa; Arthropoda; Malacostraca; Decapoda; Penaeidae
Source: RefSeq, a predicted model, not a curated record